UCUGAACCCUGAUCCUCACUCCGCGCACUCUUUAAAAGCCCACCCCCCUCCGCUCUUCCCCCUCACAAUCCACGGUCACCAGCUCCAGCAGCCUGCACGUACGUAGCUACUGUUACUCGCAGAGAGCAGGGACGACAGAUCCAACAAGGAGAUCAAUGGAGAUGACUGUUAACGGGAGAGACACCGAGCACCACCUCGGCCUCGGCCUCGGGCUCGGGCUCAGUCUCGGCAUGUCCGGCACGACGUCUCCCGUGGAGCCGGCGGCGCCCCAGCAUGCUGUGACUGCUGCUGCGCCGUCGACGCUGGGGCGGCAGCAGCAGCUGUCCUGGAAUGGCGCCGGCCUCUUCUUUCCGGCCUCCUCCGGCGAGCAACGCUCGCAUGCAGAUGAUCGGAGGCUGGCGGCGUUGGCGUGCCACGAGAUGCCGUUCCUGCGCGGGAUCGACGUCAACCGGGCGCCGGCCACGGGGGGCGCGAGGGGCAGCUGCGCCGCCAGCGAGGACGAGGAGCCCGGCGCGUCGUCGCCCGACAGCACGCUGUCCAGCCUCAGCGGCAAGCGCGGCGCGCCAACGAGGAGCGGCGGCGGGGAGCAGGAGCGCGCCGGCGCGGGCAGCGACGACGAGGACGACAGCGGGGCCGGCGGCGCCGGGUCGCGCAAGAAGCUCCGGCUGUCCAAGGACCAGUCCGCCGUCCUCGAGGACAGCUUCAAGGAGCACAGCACCCUCAACCCCAAGCAGAAGGCGGCGCUGGCGAGGCAGCUGGGGCUGCGGCCGCGGCAGGUGGAGGUGUGGUUCCAGAACCGGAGGGCGAGGACGAAGCUGAAGCAGACGGAGGUGGACUGCGAGUCGCUCAAGCGCUGCUGCGAGACGCUCACGGAGGAGAACCGCCGGCUGCAACGGGAGGUGCAGGAGCUGCGCGCGCUCAAGCUGCUCGCCCCGCCGGCGCCGCACCUCUACAUGCGCGCGCCGCCGCCCACCACGCUCACCAUGUGCCCCUCCUGCGAGCGCGUCGCGCCCUCCGGCAAGCCGGUCGUCGACGAGAGCCGCGCCGCCAUGGUGACCCGGGCCGUGCCGACCGGGCCGUGGGGCCCCGUCCCGGUGCUGCCCGUGUUCCUGGGCAGGCCGGCCCAGAGGUCAUGAUGAACUAACUAGUGUGUCAUGUCAUGUGUCAUGUGUUAGUGAGUUGAGAGGUUACCAUCCAGUCUUGCUACUUGAUGGAGUAUCUAGGAAGAAUAGGCAUGGUAACUGUAGGGCAGUAGCUCGCUAAGAGAAGUAACUAGGGAUAUAAUCUUGUCUUCUUUUGUUUAUAGUACACAUGCAUGUCUAGUUUGAACUUAGAAACUUUUGUUGUUCCUUUUGUUUAUACCCAACAAAUUUGUUGCCUUGUACUCAAGUGAUGCAAUGGGUUUCAGUAGUACUUCUGCAUACAAA
This is a messenger RNA of Aegilops tauschii subsp. strangulata, 1427 nucleotides long. RefSeq names its product homeobox-leucine zipper protein HAT4. Gene Ontology annotation, cellular component: nucleus. NCBI's taxonomy places the organism in Eukaryota, Viridiplantae, Streptophyta, Magnoliopsida, Poales, Poaceae. Gene Ontology annotation, molecular function: DNA-binding transcription factor activity, RNA polymerase II-specific; sequence-specific DNA binding. The record is from RefSeq and is a predicted model, not a curated record. Gene Ontology annotation, biological process: regulation of DNA-templated transcription.